AUGUGUGCAGCCGCGGGUGCCAUGGAUCUGCGUGUGCCGCUCGCGUGCGUGCUCAGCUCGCCACUCGGUCACCGCCACGCAAUUCCGCACCGCACGCUCCGACUGGGGGCGGCGCAUCCGUUUGUUGAAUACCUCGACUCCGAUGACACGCGCCUGCCGCAGCACCCCACACUGGCGGUGGUGGCGCAGUCGGCGGAUGCGUACGAGACCUAUGUUGGCGAGGACGUCUGGCACCAACAGGAGCCGAACAACAGCAGCGAUAACAAGAACGGUGAAGGCAACGGUGACACAGACGCAGUGCCGCGGUUUGACGAUGUGGUGCAGUGGGUGAUCGAGGCCCUGAGCGCGGUGGGCGGAGACGGUGCCGGAGUAGUGCUCUGCGGGCGCUGCGUUGUCGCCGACGACUGCGGGUGGGCGGUGCUUUCCCGCACACCGGCGCUGCACUCGCCGCGAGACGUUUUCGUUACGAUGCGCAACUCGUCCAAGUUCCUGCGUGACGUGCAUCACCAGCUGCGCGGUGAGAAGUCAGGAGAAGAAGCUGAAGAAGCCGCAUCAGCACCAGUGCAGGUGGAACUGACGCUGGCGAAAUCCAUGGGCGGAGACCCCGUGAAGGAGUUUCGUGUGUUUCUCCCAUAUCGCCUCUACACAACGGACGGCGAGGUGCAGGUAGAGCUGUGGGACGACCACGUGUAUGCCGGCAUCAGUCAGCGCGCGACGGACGUAUGCUUUCCAGCGCUCAUGGCGUGGGAUGUGGAGAGGCAUGAUGAGAGCUACGCUGUUGUGAUGCGGCACGUCACGAACGCCAUGGUAUUGGAGAAGGCACUUGCGAAGGAUAUACAGCUGCGUGCGGCACUGCUACGGCAAGCUGCUGCUGUUGCUGGUUGUGGUGGUGAUGACGGUAAACGACGUGAGGUGCCGUGUGUUUUGCUGCUCUCAGUGGACGUGCUCUUUGAGAGCCUGUCGCUGCCGGUGCACCUGCUGAGCGCGAAAGUGCGGUGCUUCCGUCACGACGAUGAGAGGGACCCUGCGUGUACGUUUCCCUUCAUUCAAGAGGACAAUACCGCAACAAGUCACAACAGCAGAAACCACAAGGGUGAUGACGAAGAUGAUGGAAGUGAGGAGAGUGGCGAGGAGGACAUGUUGUACGACUCGGUUAGCUUCUUCCGCCUCUUCCGCGACGCUGCGAAUUGGAACCGCCAUGUGGAAUUGUGGCGCCAGCGACACAGCAGAGGAGAGGCCUCUGACGUAUGUGCCUCACAGCAGGAGCGGCGGUAUUUCGUCAUUGCAUCGGAACGCAGCGAUCUGGCACCAACGAAAGAAACAAUGGCGAAGAAGGGGCUUCCGUUGGAGUUCAUCCGACCCGAGCUGAUGCAAGGUGAUGAAGAGUUUCAGCGCGAGUGGCGGGAGAAGUUGAUGCAGUGCAUGUCUGCGGUGGGGCAUCCGCAAGGGUCCAAAUGA
This is a messenger RNA of Trypanosoma grayi, 1458 nucleotides long. RefSeq lists its product as hypothetical. The transcript has a single exon. The record is from RefSeq and is a predicted model, not a curated record. NCBI's taxonomy places the organism in Eukaryota, Euglenozoa, Kinetoplastea, Trypanosomatida, Trypanosomatidae. Bases 1 to 1458 code for a protein of 485 amino acids.